AUAAUAUUUACAUGCAUAUAUUAUAUAGUCUAAAACUAUAUGGGUAGUCAUAUAUAUUUACAAGAAUCUACGGAGUGGCAGAUAAGUCGAUCAAUAUAGCACAUGCAUGAUAUGCAGAAUAGAUUAAUAAUAAUAAUAAUAAUAAUCUUCCUAUCAAUUCGUCUCCCUUGUUAUAAUAACCCGAAUUCGUAUAUAACAUAAGCAAACUAUCAAACGAAAACUAAAAAAAUAAAGGAAGAGGAGAAAAAAAAAGAUAUGAAAGUAACAAAAAAGCGUAAGAUAAUAUUCAUCCCUUACCCGGCGCAAGGCCACGUCACUCCGAUGCUCCACCUCGCAUCAGCCUUCCUCAGCCGUGGAUUCUCCCCUGUCGUUAUGACUCCCGAGUCUAUCCACCGUCGGAUCUCAACUACUAACGAGGAUCUUGGGAUCACGUUCUUGCCCUUAUAUGACGGUCAAGAUCGUCCGGACGCACCUCCUUCGGACUUCUUUUCGAUAGAGAACUCGAUGGAGAACCUCAUGCCUUCUCAGCUCGAACGGCUCCUACUAGAUAAAGAUUUAGGUGUGGCUUGUGUUGUGGUUGAUCUGUUGGCUUCGUGGGCUAUAAGAGUGGCUGAUCAGUGUGGAGUUCCCGUCGCCGGAUUCUGGCCGGUGAUGUUUGCUGCUUACCGUUUGAUCCAAACCAUACCGGAGCUAGUACGGACAGGCAUAGUUUCCCGAAAAGGUUGUCCUCGUCAACCAGAGAAGCCACUAGUCCUGCCGGAGCAACCAGUACUUCUAUCUGCAGAAGAUCUACCAUGGCUCAUCGGAACUCCCAAAGCUCAAAAAAGACGAUUCAAAUUCUGGCAAAGAACACUAGAAAGAACAAAAGGUCUUCGCUGGAUCUUGGUAAACUCAUUCAAAGACGAAUAUGAUGGUUUCAACUAUCAAAAAACACCUUACAAGUUGUUUAAAGAUUUCCACAAAGAAAACAAUUGUCAAACUCCUCAAAUUUUACAAGUCGGUCCUUUGCAUUAUUACCAAGCAGAAACAAGUAAUAUAGCUAUAACGAAGACUAGUUUAUGGGAAGCGGACAUAUCUUGUAUUGGUUGGCUUCAAGAACAAAACCCGAACUCAGUCAUUUAUAUCUCAUUUGGGAGUUGGGUUUCUCCGAUAGGAGAAUCAAAUAUUAGAAUGUUGGCAUUGGCACUGGAAGCGUCAGGUAGACCAUUCCUUUGGGCGCUAAACCGAGUGUGGCAAGAAGGUCUUCCACCAGGGUUUGUGCAUAGAGUCACCAUUGCCAAGAACCAAGGAAGGAUCGUCUCUUGGGCUCCGCAGCUUGAAGUUCUUAGAAACGACUCUGUGGGGUGUUACGUGACUCAUUGUGGCUGGAACUCGACCAUGGAGGCGGUGGCAAGUUCUCGGAGGCUACUAUGUUAUCCGGUGGCCGGAGACCAGUUUGUAAACUGUAAAUACAUCGUGGACGUGUGGAAGAUUGGGAUGAGGAUGAGCGGGUUUGGUGAGAAAGAGGUUGAAGAUGGGCUAAGGAAAGUAAUGGAGGAUCAAGACAUGGGUGAGAGAUUGAAGAAGUUGAAAGACAAAGCAAUGGGGAAUGAAGCUCGUUUGUCUUCGGAAAGGAACUUCAUUCUUUUUAAAGAUGAGAUCAAAUAGACGUGA
This is a messenger RNA of Capsella rubella, 1653 nucleotides long. Its product is annotated as UDP-glycosyltransferase 82A1. The transcript has 3 exons. Lineage: Eukaryota; Viridiplantae; Streptophyta; Magnoliopsida; Brassicales; Brassicaceae. Gene Ontology annotation, molecular function: UDP-glycosyltransferase activity. The coding region runs from base 256 to 1647 and encodes 463 amino acids. The record is from RefSeq and is a predicted model, not a curated record.